AUGAGUUUUCGGCCCCGUUCACGAGCCACUGAUACCAGCCCCCCCGACAAGCCAUCCGGUCUUCGCCUAAGAAAGCAGCCACUACAAGGCUCUUCAGCCGAUAUGUGCACUGACGAGUUUCAAGCAGAGGACCCAGGGAACUUCGCCGAGCUUAUCAAUAAUGAAAGUGUCCAGACAAGAGAAUUUGGUGAUCAAAAUCGGGUUUGCUUCGUCGGAGGGGCACUAUCCAAUUGUCACUAUUUAAUGCGGCAAACAUAUCCUCAGCAAAUUCGCAGGAACGUUUUCCACUUUGGUGGGCGGCAAUACAGUUACAAAGACACGUCUCAUAAUCUUCAACGUAUUCCGACAGAAGCGCUUGAGAGGCCGAAAAAGGCAGUAGCAGACAAGCUGGUCCGGGCCUACUUUGAUCGGAUCAAUUGCGGAUGGCCAAUUGUAGAUGAAGAGAGCUUUAUGUCUCAGUAUGAAAAGAAUUACCCUAGUGGCCCAUUGCCACUGACGCUCUUGAAUGCAGUCCUCAUGGUCGGGGCUCAUGUGUUAUCUGACAAAAAUGACGAGAUGAAAAAUUUGCAAAGCAUCCUGUUUCAUCGAGCCAAGACUCUCAUCGACUUCCGGCUAGACCAGGACCGAGUUGCGUUCGUACAGGUCGCGCUUCUCAUGACUUGGUAUUCAGACGGCUUAGAAGACAUUGUGGCAAAUACGUGGCACUGGAUUGGAAUUGCCACACACACAGCCCUAGGACUGGGAAUGCAUAGGGACACAUUUCAGUCGACGAUGCAGCCACACUGGAAACGUAUAUGGACACGGGUCUGGUGGAUCUUAUUUCAAUUUGAUACUCUUGCAUCGGCAUCUCUGGGAAGGCCACAGAUUUUAAACCUUGAUGACUCCGAUGUGCCUGAGCUUGUGCCGGAACACUUUCAAGGCAUUCCCAACGCAAACUUACAAUUCUUGAUUCAACAGUCCAAGUUAUGCAUGAUCAUUUCACGCACAGCUAGAGACGGCUGGUCUCUUCGCUCUACCGCUCAAGCCCGAAACAACGCCAUCGAGGCCGCAGAUGAGGCGCUGGCCAGUUUCCUCCAUCAAUUGCCGUCAGAACUUCAACUGCGGGCAACAAAUAUCACAACAUGGCAGGCUAUGCUCCAUUUAACAUAUAACAAUUUCGUCAUUCUCAUCCAUCGGCCACCGCCAAAAGGCGACCCGGAGAACCAAGAGGACGCCAGUUGCACACGGCUCCAUCUGUGUGCUGUGGCUACAGUAGCCAUCAGUUCCAUUCUUGAGUCUCUUAUUGACCAAGGUCUGAUUUGCACAUUGUGGUACUCUGUCAAUCAUAUCAUAUUUACUGCAAUCAUCAAUGCGAGCACCGAAAUCGCCUCAUCAAACCCACUUACAGCGGCUGAAUCACAGCGCAUCUUCCAAUCACUUCUUACCUCAUUGCGGUCGUUUUCACGAUACUGGCGCUACGCACAAGGUUUGUUUCACAUGUUCCAGCAGAGGGCAUUGAGGUUGAAAUCUAGGAGCAUCAUAACAAAUGACCAGCCUCCUCACCAAUCACGUUAUGGCCCGGACCACUUCAUAGCUGUCGACUCGGACCCUGCGGCUCAACAACUGCUAGCUGAAUAUCGGACCGAUAUCGAUCAAGUGACACCCUUGGCUGAUUCAGCCUACGAGAAUGGUCCGUCGUGCUCGGACUACACAUGUUAUCUUCCUAUCACUGAUGAUGAGAUUGAAUGGAACUUGCUGAGUGCGGAUGAAAGUGCUCUCUUAGACAAUAUGUUUCCCUUUGAUUGCCCUCAAGUUGAUAGUUUUCUAAACCAAGUUUUUAAAUAA
Messenger RNA from Clonostachys solani, 1824 nucleotides. The record is from the annotation of a GenBank genome assembly. Lineage: Eukaryota; Fungi; Ascomycota; Sordariomycetes; Hypocreales; Bionectriaceae.